UUAUACGCCAUUCUGCAUUCGGUGUCUGAGCUACAUGUAGAUAGCGUUUCUCAGUGAGAGAUAUAUUAUUUCGUUUUCGAGAGCGUCGCAAGAUAAGUUUUUUCAUCAUAUCAACAUUCUAUUCCUCCUGAGGAUAUGGAUACUAAGAUGGAAGCAGAGCUGAUCAAGAACGAGGAGAGGCAGGGUGUCGAGGAAGCUACCGAGGAAGCCACCGAAGCCCCUCAACCGGUACAGCAGGGACCACCCUCUUAUGUUGGUUAUCCUAACGGCCCGACCCAACCACAGGGGAUGUAUCAUGUAUCUCAGCCUCAGCAGCCAACUUACAUCAUCCAGAACAUACCCGCCCAGCAAUCAUCUGGAUGCUGCACCGGCAAAUCUGAUUGGUUCAAAGAAUCGGUUGGCAUGACAACAGGUAUCGUCCAGCUCAUCAUCGCUAUCGUUGCCAGCAUCCUAUCUGGAGUAGCCAUCUGGCUUCAAGUCCGGGCUGAUAUUUACGUCGGCCCAAUGGGGACGCCAAUCGGUGCAACCCUUUUCAUAUUUCUCCCCGCUGGAAUUCUUGGAGCUUGCUCUAAGAACAAGAGCAACUGUGUGAUCGUGGCAUACCUCGUGAUGUCAAUCCUGGCUGCUAUUCAGGCAGGCUUCGUGUGUGCAGUGGAGUCGGUAUUGGCUGGGUUCAGCUUCCAUUCAGUCUGCCCCGAUAUUCCUGACUAUCGUGAUUAUCCUCCAUUCGAUGUUCAUGGGUUUGAGUAUCCUGAAAUCGCAGUCGACUACGCCUGUUCGUGGGAGCGUUUCAAGUGCCUGACUGCCGUACACGCCCUGAUCGCUAUCCUGAUGUUCGCCGAGUUCAUCGUCGCUAUCUUAGCUGCUGCCACCUGCUGUGGCGGUCUCAAUUGCUGCUGCCCUCGACAACAGACACAGCAGAACCGCUCCAAUGCCAUGAUGUACUGUCCCCAGGCUGGCGUUCAACCUUUCCAAGCCCAGAUGGGUACUCAUGUUGUCCAGGGAACUGAGCUACCAAUGAAGGCCUAGGAUGGACAAGAGAUGGCGCUCUCACUUUUCAGAUGUCGAUGACUGCAUUCACUGACGACCAUAAAUUUUUCUCCAUUUUUACGUGAUUAAUUUACAUAAUGAAAUACAACCGAAAUGAGAUAUUUAAUCCCCGGAUAUAAUCAGUACUACCGCAUACUUCAAGCCUUACAAUGAAUUAUUGAAAUACUACUGAGUUAUCAGUAGAUGUUUACGAAAUUUAUCCAUUAAAAUAGAGUGCAGUCACAAUAACCAUGAUAAUAAAACAAAAAUUAGAUUCAUUAUCGUCACUCAUUUCGGAUUAAUAAACCAACAAUGAUAAAGUUAAUGGUGGUGGUGAUAGCCAGUCAGGUUAUAGCAUCUGUUGAGAAGAAAUGCUGUAAAUAUGAAAUGUAGAUGUUAUACAACUUCUGUCUUUCUUGACUAUAAAAGAUAUAUAUACGUUCAGGCUGAGAAUUUAUUGCCCAAUAUAAAAGGGUCACUUUUGGGGAAUUGCUCUACCCCUCCAAAGAGAGUUUUUAUGGCCUAAUUUUCAUUUCGUCCAAUGCCAAUUAAUCCUUUUGCCAAAUCGUCUACUUUCAUUUGGUCUACCAUCAGUUCGUCCAAUAUCCACAUUGUCUAAUUGCCAUUUCGUCCACCCACCAUUUCGUCUAAUAACCAAUUGGUCCAAUAGCCAUCUAGUCCAUAUUCAAUUUGGUCUAAGUAGACUAAGUUUUAAUUGGGCAAAAUAAAUGAAAACAAAACGAAUAUCAUAGACCAACUGGUUGUGAGAUGAAAUGUUCAUAGACCAACUGGUGAUUAGAGGAAGUGAUGAUUGGACCAAAUGGUUUUUUGACCAAUGGUUGUUAGACGAAAUGACGAUGGAUGGAAUGGCAUUAGACUAAAUGAAGGUAGACCAUGUGGUGAGUGUCCCAGUCGGCAGUGGACGAAUUGGCAAUUUACCGUCUUAUGUAUCCAAUUAUAGUUCUAAUAUGAAUAAUGUAAGUGUAUUUAGAUUAUCAUUAUUUUCAUGAAACAAAAUCGAGUAUGUUGGGAGAUAAAGUAAGAAAUA
Messenger RNA from Lytechinus variegatus (green sea urchin), 2077 nucleotides. RefSeq lists its product as uncharacterized. The transcript has 8 exons. The coding region runs from base 136 to 1029 and encodes 297 amino acids. NCBI's taxonomy places the organism in Eukaryota, Metazoa, Echinodermata, Echinoidea, Temnopleuroida, Toxopneustidae. The record is from RefSeq and is a predicted model, not a curated record.